Molecule: messenger RNA, 462 nt
Organism: Micromonas commoda
Lineage: Eukaryota; Viridiplantae; Chlorophyta; Mamiellophyceae; Mamiellales; Mamiellaceae
Exons: 2
Coding region: 1-462 (153 amino acids)
Biological process (GO): maturation of 5.8S rRNA; regulation of gene expression
Cellular component (GO): nucleolus; exosome (RNase complex)
Molecular function (GO): RNA binding; DNA binding
Source: RefSeq, a predicted model, not a curated record
AUGGGCGAGGUGAAGCUUCCCGAGGACGUCAAGGAGCAGCUGGAGAAGUUCGAGGCGGCGGUGCAGGAGAUGGAGGAGGGGCUCACGCCGCUGCUGUCGGCGGACCGCAAGGAGAUGGAGGCGGCGCUCAAUCCACUGGAGCGCGCCAGGGUUCACAUCGCGCUAGCCAACGCAGUCAGCACGCUCUAUGCGAUGUACAUCAAGACGGUGGGCAUGGAUCCCGCCGAUCACGGCAUCUCGCGUGAGUUGGAGAGGGUGGACCUAUACAAGGGGAAGGUGGACAAGGCGCUGAAGCUGGGGGGUCCAAACACCAAGCUUGACGUGCCCGCUGCGGAGCGCAUGAUCAACGCCGCUCAGGGUGGAAAGAAGAAGCGGGAGGCCAACAAGGACGAGGCCGAGGAUCUGAUCGAGGAAGCGUUGGAGACCAAGAAGAAGGGGGACAAAAAGAAGAAGAAGAAAUGA